AUGAUCGAAAAUUCCCAGCACUCUCAAGCACCAGUCCCAUCUUUCCUCUAUGGAACUGCGGAGAAGACAGAUGAAUCACUGAUCCUCGCUGCUCUGAGCGCCGGCUACCGAGCUCUGGACUGUGCAUGCCAGCCUGGCCUUUACCACGAACAGGUUGUUGGUCAAGCAGUCGCCACAGCACUCUCACCCACGUCCCAGGGAGGGCUGGGCUUGCGCCGUGGACAGCUCUUCAUCCAAACAAAGUUUACCACACCUGCCGGCCAUCAGCCAGGGCUGGCGCCCUACCUGGAAGGAGAUGCCCCAGAGGUAAAGGUGAAAAAGAGCCUUGAAAUGAGCAUGAGCAAGCUGCAAGUCGAUUACAUUGACUCCCUCCUCCUCCAUGGGCCGAUGCCGACAUUGGAAGAGACACUCGAGAUUUGGGCUGGAAUGGAAUCUGUCUUUGGCAGCAAAGUCCGCCAACUUGGAAUUUCCAAUGUCUCCCUGGAGCAACUCGAGGCGAUUUACGAUCGUGCAACUAUUAAGCCCUCAAUGGUGCAAAAUAGGUUCUGGCGAUAUAACCACUUCGACUCCGCAGUGAGAUCGUUCUGCGCAGAAGAGAAGAUUAAUUACCAGGCGUUUUGGGUGCUAACAGGAAAUCCUCAGCUGCUGGAUUGCAGCCUCGUCGGUUGGUUCGCUGAAAAGGUUGGGGCCUCAAGGGAGGAUGGGCUCUUCAACCUCGUUCUAUCGCUCGGGCAAGAUGGGUCCCAAGUAUCAGUCUUGAAUGGUACAACCAAUCCGGCAAGAAUGCGUCGUAGCCUCGAGAUUAUGGAGAAGGUGGGAGAUCUUCCAGAUGUUUUGAGACAGGGCUUCAAGGAUGAACUGGAUGAACUGGCCAACGCAGUGGGACAGGGCACAGCGUGA
Molecule: messenger RNA, 900 nt
Organism: Fusarium falciforme
Lineage: Eukaryota; Fungi; Ascomycota; Sordariomycetes; Hypocreales; Nectriaceae
Product: Aldo-ket-red domain-containing protein
Exons: 1
Coding region: 1-900 (299 amino acids)
Cellular component (GO): cytosol
Molecular function (GO): aldose reductase (NADPH) activity
Source: RefSeq, a predicted model, not a curated record